Carcharodon carcharias (great white shark) is the source of this 2846-nucleotide messenger RNA. RefSeq names its product bile acid receptor-like. Lineage: Eukaryota; Metazoa; Chordata; Chondrichthyes; Lamniformes; Lamnidae. The transcript is spliced from 11 exons. The coding region runs from base 159 to 1715 and encodes 518 amino acids. The record is from RefSeq and is a predicted model, not a curated record. Gene Ontology annotation, biological process: bile acid signaling pathway; lipid metabolic process; positive regulation of transcription by RNA polymerase II. Gene Ontology annotation, molecular function: RNA polymerase II cis-regulatory region sequence-specific DNA binding; zinc ion binding; nuclear receptor activity.
AGGCAAAAAAGGCCUUGCUAGCUCCAGCUGGAUGUCAGUGACGCUCAGAGAUCACUGAAUCCUCACACAACUCAGCAGGCAGAGACGUCCUGUGCUCCACCAAAUACUGUGUCUAUCAAGGAAUUUUUAAAAAUCUCUGAAGAGUAAUCAGUAUAUGAAUGAAACACUGGACAGGUUCAGAGGCCAACAUGGCUGCACACAGCCACUUAGCUCUCUCAGAUGGGUACUGCCUUGCAGAGCCACCCCAGCUUUAUGAGGUUCUGACAGAUCAGAUCAGCUACCCACUUCAAGAUCCAGAUCUGCCGAUGACUCCAUACAACCAGUAUCCCAGCAUGCAAUUCUCCACAAUGGCGACACCCCAGCCACAAACACACUAUUCUAGCCACAAUUAUUAUCCACAGUAUUCACCAGAAGGACAUUAUUCACCUAACUCAUAUGAGCUAACCAAACCACAAUACCUGGGCCCCAGUGAUGCUGAUGCAGGAAUGCCUGUGAUGAAAAGACCUAGACUCAACCAUUCAUCUUUGCGAAUAAAGGGUGAGGAGGAGCUGUGUGUGGUGUGUGGCGACAAAGCCUCAGGGUAUCACUAUAAUGCACUAACCUGUGAAGGAUGCAAAGGAUUCUUCCGCCGGAGUAUCACCAAGAAUGCUGUAUAUAAAUGUAAGACUGGUGGGAAUUGUGAAAUGGAUAUGUACAUGAGGAGGAAAUGUCAGGAAUGUCGACUGAAGAAAUGUAAGGCAGUGGGAAUGCUGGCAGAAUGUUUGCUGACAGAAAUCCAAUGUAAGUCCAAACGUUUGCGGAAAAACACCAAGCAAGUCAUGGACCUUUUCUGCAGCAUAAAAAUGGAGGAAGAUGGGGUUGACAGCAAACAGAUUUCAUCUACAACCAAGGCUGGGAAGACCCAGGAGAGAGUAGAGUUCACACCUGAACAACAGCAGCUCCUUGAUUACAUUGUGGAAGCUCAUCACAAGUACCGAAUACCCCAAGAAGCAGCAAGAAAAUUUCUACUGGAACUUGCAAAUCCUGUGGAGGAUUUCCUCCGGCUCACAGAGAAUGCCACGCUGCAUGUUGAAGUAUUAGUGGAGUUUACUAAAAGAUUGCCAGGAUUCCAGACAUUAGACCAUGAAGACCAGAUUGCGUUGCUAAAAGGUUCCACUGUGGAAGUGAUGUUCCUCCGGUCUGCACAGCUGUACAAUCAGCGCUUCACACAGAUUAGUCACCAAUUUAUCCAGGACACUGAUCAUUAUUCCACACUCUCUGGGUGCUGUCAUAACCAGUGCUUUGAAGAGCAUAUUCCAGCUGUUAUGAUGGAGCAGUCCCAUCUGGAUGAAGUCUCGAUUAUAGUUCCAAAUUGUACAUUAGGUACAGCUGAAGAAUUUAUAACACCGAUGUUCGAUUUCUACAGAAGUAUGGGAGAGCUGAAUGUGACGGAUACUGAAUAUGCCCUACUUUCUGCAACCACAAUUCUUUUUUCAGAUCGACCCUAUAUAAAGAAUAAAAUACAUGUAGAAAAGCUGCAGGAGCCUCUUCUGGAGAUUUUAUACAAGUACUCCAAAAUCCAGCAUCCAGAGAGUCCACAGCGCUUUGCUCGGCUGUUGGGUCGCCUUACUCAACUUAGAACGCUUAACCACAACCAUUCAGAAGUACUGAUGUCAUGGAAGAUGAAGGAUCAGAAACUCACACCCUUGCUCUGUGAAAUUUGGGAUGUACAGUGAAGGAUUAUCACAAAAUUUGAUAGGUGUUUUUGGACUGGUCAGCUCAACUGCAAACCAAGCUUUUUUUUUUGCAUUGCAAAACUAUAAAAAAUAUUGAUGUAAGAUCUCAUCUUAAUUUUCACCUGUCAGCAGCUACUGUGUCAGACUAUGUGAAAGGCAAAUCUAGUUACUGAAUAUAACAGGUAUAGUUAUUACAGUAACUGAUGCUUUUGUUUUUAUAUGUAACUUUUGUUUAUUAUAUUGACCAACAGCUCUUAUUUGGUUUGUGACCAACCACUUUGCCAUUAUAUUUUUACUUCGUAAAGCAUUUUUUUCUUAAUCAGUGUAAGACUGGUCUGCCAGUAAUUAAGACAGUUUGUAAUUCACAUUCCUAAAACAAGACCUGGAGUUUACAGGAAAGUUUAAGCUGAGCACCAGCUGAAAAAGCAGCCUUUUAGAUAGCUACAUUCUCCAAAUGUAUCUGAAUUGCCAAGUAAUCUGUUUUUAAUUUUGAUAUGAAUUUACAUAAAAUAUCACAAGAUGUAGGAAUAAAUAUAUGAAAUUACAAAAUUACAUUUCAAAUUGUUUUAACAAAUCUGUUGUAUGUGAGUAUUUCAGAGAAGAAAAAAUGCAACAUAUCUUCAAAUGCUAGAAAUUAAGAAUAUUCAAUAAACUAUUAUGUUAUAGAAUAUUUGUGAAUUUUAAUUGAAAACAAUGGGCAUUAAUAGAAUUUAUUAUGAGUGAGGAGCUUUAGGGGAUUUUACCAGGAGUUACUUUAAGAAUAUGACUUUUUAUAAGAAAAUAUUAUAAUGAUAACUUUUUGCUGUAAGACAAACUUAAUGAAUAGCUGGACAUGACAGCACAAGGGAGCUUUAAUUGUCACUUGUUUCUAAUGCUUUCUGAUAAGUUUAAGUCUGUAUUUAAGAACUGUAUUGUGACACUCUUCAUGGGUAACCCAUGUUAUAUAUAAUGUCAAAUUCAAUUUGUAAAUAUUGGCUAAAUACACAAAAUGACAAGUGUCUGAUAGACAAUGAUCCGAUGUAAAUGAUUGUGAGUACCUGAAAGCUUAAAACUCUCUCACAUCACCAUGAUAGAGCAAUAUUUGGUGGUGUUAUGUGUAUUCACUGAAUAAAGUCAGCCAUUAUAUAAUUA